Messenger RNA from Trichoderma asperellum CBS 433.97, 2181 nucleotides. The record is from RefSeq and is a predicted model, not a curated record. NCBI's taxonomy places the organism in Eukaryota, Fungi, Ascomycota, Sordariomycetes, Hypocreales, Hypocreaceae.
UGGACGAUAAAGCUGCGAUUUGCGAUUACGACGGAGACGGGGACGGCGGGGACUAGAUAUACCUACACACGAUACGAGCGAGAGAGGACGAUUUGAGCGGAGGAAAAGUAGUGACUGGGUAAAUCGACACAGGUAUCACAAAGAAGAAAAGAGGAGGAAAUCAGACCAAGGAGGAAGAGAAAAGGAGGCACCAACAACACAGCAUAAUUGUAUAUAUACCAGCACAGAUGUGGCCCUUCUCGCUCUUCUCCUCCUGCGACCGACACGAUGCCUGCGCUCCGCCCAGCCCCAACGCCGUCACCGCAGCAGCGCUGCUCUCGGCCCUGCCCUUCGCUGCAGUCUUCCUCGCCGCCAACGCCGUCGCCGUGCGCCUCGUCUUCCCGAAGCUGAGCGCCGCGGCGCAGGACGACAUCCGUGACGGCGAGGGUCACGUCCUCCCGGCUCAUGCUCCCGCAGCGCUGCGACAAGUUCACGCAGAGCACGGCAGCAAGAGCUGGCGGAGGCGCGGCGCGGCCUGGGCCUUUGGCACGACCGUUGGGCUGGCGGCGACGCUGGGCGCGCUCAUCAUGGCGGAGAUUGUCGAGGCGGUGGAUCCGGUGGCGAGGAAUCUUGCGCUGAGGGUGACGGUGCCGGCGUUGCUGUUUAUGCUGGUGGUGCUGAUUCCGUGGCUGGAGUGUCGGUCGGUGGUUUCCAGCGCGGGCUGGAGUUUUCAGAGGACGGCAAAGGGAAGGAUGCCGCGGAUGGCACUGGGGCUGCAGGCGGUUUUGUUUGGUGGAUGGUUGUUUUUGUUCUGGUCGAUGGGGAGCGUUGUGCCGAGAGCUGAGAUUAUGCUGCGAUCACCGCCGCCUCCAACCAUUGAUGGCAAGAUGAAGGGCACUAUGGGUGAGGAUCUGACGAGGGCUUGCCUGGAGAGGAUUGGCGUGGUGGGAAUAUCGCUCAUGGCGUUGCUGUCUGGCUUUGCGUCAGUAUCGUCGCCGUGGCACACGUUUAGCAGUGCCGAGUUGAGGAAGCGGAAGCCCCUGACCGAGGCAGAUUUGAAUCGCAAACAAACGGGUUUGGAUGCGACCAACGAGAUGCUUGUGACCAAGAAGCAUAGACUGCACUACCUGGAGAGAAAAGUUGCCGAGGGUACUGUUGCCAAUGGAGGUAAAUCUGGAGGGCUUGUUGGUCUUGUCAUGGGGUCGAUUCGCGGACAAUCAAGCGAGCAGGUCGAGAUGCAGACGCUCAGGAUGGAGAUUGCCGGGCUGGAAGCCAUGGAGGCCAAUCUCUCUUCCAACCUCUUGCUGAUGAAGAGCCAGCGCGCAGCUACGGCCCGGGCAUCCACGACGGUUGGCCGCCUCCUGCUCGUGCCGUCGUACAUUUUCAGCGCCUACUGCGUGUACCGCAUCCUGGCGACGUCCCUGACGACGCUCCGGCGAGCGUCUUCCCCGUCAGCCAGCUUCGCCAACAGCGAUCCCAUUAACCGUUUUUUGGGUCUCUUGGCGAGACACUGGGACCCGAAGCUCGACCAGAUGGCGUGGGCGCGCAUCAUCAGCUUCGCCCUAAGCGGCGUUAUUCUCGUCGCCAGCGCAAACAGCGCCAUCCAGACGUUCCACCUGUUUGCAAAGUGGACGCCCGGCCUGCUUCGUCACGCACAGGCGAAUCUUGCCCUGGCGGUUGGUCAAGUCAUUGCUACGUACGUCAUAUCCGCGAGUCUGCUGCUGCGGAGCCAACUUCCCAGCGAGGCGAGAUCCGCUGUGGGAGGGGUCCUGAGGGGAGCGCUGACGCCGGCCUUUGUGGACGGCUGGUUUGAAGGGUGGUUCUUGCUGGGGAGCGUGGUGACGGCGAUGGGGAUCUGGGUUGGGAGGAAGAUUGGCGGUGCGACGGGGGCGGAUGACGAGUGGGAUGAUUAUGGGAUGGAGGAGAUGGGUGCGAAGAGGUCUUGAUGAUGAUGAUUCUUCUUUUUUUUCAUCCAUUUCAUCCAUUUUUUUUUUUUUUGUUUGUUUGGUUGAUGAUAACUGUGUAUGCUGGCCUGGCGUUUGUUUGAGUUUUACUUGGGGGACAUCUCCUUUUUUUUUUUUCAUCUUCGUGUCCUCGGGAGGAUAUUUAUAUGACUUCAAUGCUGAGCAUGCACGUUGAAGCAAAGUAUGUAAAGCAUGCCUUUUACCUUUAUAUCCAUCCAUCUAUCUUAUCUAGGUAGUC